Lytechinus pictus (painted urchin) is the source of this 3586-nucleotide messenger RNA. RefSeq names its product choline transporter-like protein 1. NCBI's taxonomy places the organism in Eukaryota, Metazoa, Echinodermata, Echinoidea, Temnopleuroida, Toxopneustidae. Gene Ontology annotation, biological process: transmembrane transport. Gene Ontology annotation, molecular function: transmembrane transporter activity. The record is from RefSeq and is a predicted model, not a curated record. Bases 316 to 2247 code for a protein of 643 amino acids. The transcript has 18 exons.
AUUUCGAGGUCGCUUGUACCAUACCUUGAGUAGCUAGAACGCAUCACCUAGAGGCCCGUGGUAUCAUAGACAAAAAUCUGUUGCGUCGAAGCCAUGUGAAAUAGGACUACAAAAUACAUGACAUAGGUAACAGUGUGAUAUUGGACGCAUGCAGCCAGACAGUUUUAAUACAGGAUUGCGCUUAAUUAUGUUCAUAGAAGACAGUGGCUCCUAAAUCUAAUACUGAUUAGAUAUACUAGCUGGAAUAUAUUACACCCUUUCAAGCCAUCGUAUUCAGCUUUUUAUACGUAAGAACAUGCCUAAACGUGAAGAAACAUGAGUUGCUGUGGUGGCCAUAACCGUGUGCGACCUUUUGAUGACGGAUCGGUUAAAGUCGAUGAUGAUUUUGAUGGGCCGUUAUCAGACAGGAGCUGUAGUGAUAUUCCAUGUCUUGUUAUCUUCCUCGCAUUCCUCGGUGGUAUGGGAUACGUAACAUACCUGGCCCUUCGGGAUGGAAAUCCGGACAGGUUGAUAUACGGGGAUGAUAGUUACGGUAACGUCUGUGGCAAGAAGAACAACCCUAUUGAGAAUGUGUCUCUAUCCGGGAUGGACAUGACCGAUAGACCCUAUGUAUUUUUCUUUGACGACAUCGCGAUGUCGAAACUCAAAACAAGGUCCAAACGGCUUUGCGUUUCCCAAUGCAACAACGAGACGGUGUCCGAUCUCGAUGACAUUCACGACCUCGCCAUGAACAAUAUCACCAGACUAUGUACAUACGAUGUGGAGGUCGAUGAUUACCUACACGCCACACAGGGGGCACUGAAAGAUUGCCCAUCAACGCCCAUCGCAGCAAGCAAGCCCAUCCUAUUUCGAUGCAUUCGCUCUGACGUCAUAGGAAUUGCCUCGUCUUUGCUUCAAAACGACAUUAUUCAGAGUGCCCUCGCCGACAUCGAGAAGUCUUGGAGAGAGAUUGUAUACCUCUGUCUCAUCGCAUUUGGACUUUCCAUCGCUGUCGUCAUCCUCCUUCGUUUCCUUGCUGGUCCUAUCAUCUGGACCAUGGUGUUCGGGUCCAUCCUGGGUAGCAUGGGCGGAUCGGGCUACCUCUGGUACUCCUGGUACAUUGCCAGAGCCGCACUUCAAGAAACACCUGCCGAAUUGCAACUUGAAAAGGAUAAACGGGACCUGAAGACCAUGUUGAUAUAUGCCAGCAUAGCAUCAGCUGUGUCUGUGAUUUUCUUGCUGAUCCUUCUGGUGAUGUUCAAGCGGAUCGCUCUGGUUGUGACUCUCUUCAAAGAAGCAGGAAAAGCGAUCGGGGCCAUGCCUUUACUUCUCAUGCAACCUCUAUGGACCAGCCUAUUUUUGUUGUCCUUUUGUGCUGGGUGGGUAUACAUCUAUCUCUUCAUAGCUACGGCUGGUCAGCCACAGGCUACACCCGACGGUCUCGUCCAGUAUGUUAAAGAUUCUUUUUCGAAGUACAUGGGCUGGUACUACAUCUUCGGCCUCCUUUGGGUGACACAGUUCAUAUUGGCCUGUCAAGAAUGCACCAUAGCUGGCGCUGUUGCAGAAUGGUUUUUCGCUCGAGACAAGAGUUUGCUCAGAAUGCCCAUUCUCAAAUCCAUUGGCCGCAUUAUAAGAUACCAUCUUGGAUCCCUUGCCUUUGGUUCGAUCCUCAUCGCGAUUAUCAUGUUUAUCCGUAUCAUCAUUGGUUACAUCCAGUCAAGGCUGAAAGGGGCUCAGUCAGCGGCUGCCCAAUACUGCCUGAAGUGCAUGCAGUGUAUCUUAUGGUUGUUCGAGAAAGUGCUGAGAUACAUCAACAGGAACGCUUACAUUGAAAUUGCUAUUUACGGAUAUAACUUCUGCAAGGCGGCGCAGAAGGCCUUCUCGCUACUUGUCUCCAACGCUCUCCGAGUGGCCGCCAUCAACUCCGUGGGCGAUUUCCUUCUCCUUCUUGGUAAAAUCGCCGUCACUGCUUGUGUUGUUGUCAUAGGCCUCCAGCUCCUACAGGAAAGAGAGGAUCUCAAUUCCUACGCCAUCCCGAUCGCGCUGGCCGCCAUCUUCGCGUUCUUCAUCAGCCAUGUCUUCCUGUUAGUUUAUGAGAUGGCGAUCGACACUUUAUUCCUGUGUUUCUGUGAAGAUAGUGAGCGAAAUGACGGGAUCCGGAAACCUUAUUACAUGAGCAAGCAACUAAUGAGCUUUGUAGAGAAUGCCACGAAAGCCCAGGCCAUCAGUAAUGCCGCCAAGGGCACUAUAGGAAGAGAAGGAAAGUAACGCGUUUCAAAAUCAUCACCGUUAUUCUGAAGCAGACCACUUUCUUGACAAUAGCCUUUAUGAUAAAAUAUAAUAAAAUUGUUUAUUGAAAUUUUUAUUACGAUAUUUUGAAUGUUCCAUUUUUCCUAAUUCUGCUCAUGAAACCGAAUAAAGAAGGACAUAAGGACAUAUUAUGUGCUGAAAUUCUUGCCUUUUUUAUUGAAAAAGAUAAUUAAAUUUUUAAAAGUUAGUACUGUGCGGAAUAAAGAACGCGUAUGACAAGUUAUUUAUUUAGUACUUAUGAUAGAAGCUCUGUAUAUAUUACAGAUAAUAAAUUAUAUAAUUAUGAUUAUACAAAUUCGACGCAAAUACUAUAUCAAAGAAGCUUAUAUACAUAUUCUUUAUAAGACUUAAGUAUUAUUCUGGUUUUUUUUUAUAAACAUAUUGAGUAUUGUGGGUAAAUUACUUCCGUCCAUGUUUCUUAGAGGAAGUUGAAUAGAAAUGUUUUUUUGUAUUUGUUGUUUGUGUGUGUUCCAUCAAAUUACUGUGCAUUCAGUGCACUUUGUAAGGGCAAAUUGAAAUGAUUAAUGCGAUGAAUUUGUAUUUUUUUUACAUUGCUGUAUGUACACGAGUUUAAUUUCCUUGUUUUCAGGGUCUAUAACACGAUUUCAAUUUCCUUAACAGUACCUAAAAAUAAAUAAAUCACAUCAUAUAUAUAUAUACUUGCGCAUUAUAGAAGCAAAAAUUAGUGAAGAGUUUCCACCCAAACGCCUUGGAAAAACACUUGCGUCUUUUGAAGUCAUCACCUAUUUCGAGGGCACUCUCUCUUAAAAUUUGUCCCGACCGAUAAGCUAAUAAAAAAGGGGUCCGGGUGCACUAAAAUCACCCAGAAAGUCGGGCCCCAGAAAUACAAUAUUUGACAUAAAUUUGUAUUGUCAUUUUUUUAAUUACUCAUACUUCUUCAUCCUCCUUUAUAACCACUCUGGUACCCUGAGAACAACUGCGUACAUGUAUAUUCCGUCCAUGCUUGAAUUUUUUGUAUGUUGAAAAGUAUAUGAAACUUUGUGUUAUAAAAAAAAAACCGUGAAAAAAUCUCAUUAUGUAAUACUCUUCAACCUGCAAUUCAAAACGUGUCCUCCCUCUAAACUUUAGGAAAUGCUUAAAAGAUAAUCAAGGCUCAACUACAGUUCGAUUUCAAAGAUUAAACAUCUCUGUCAAUUUCAAUUAUUACAUUCUGUACAGAUUCUAAUUUCUAAAAAUGUAUGUUGGUUUUAUUGUGCAUUGUAAGAUAUUUAAUUUUAUGUUGAUUGUGCAUCCUGUUUGAAGAUUGUUAAUAAAUUGUGAACUAUACAUUUUUUAU